AUGCUGAAGAGGCAAACUUUCAUAUGCGUGCUCUGCAACGCGCUCUUCAGCUUUGGAGCUCCUCAACAUAGGAUAGAGGAACAGCUCAUGGCCGCUGCUCGCAUUCUGAACGUCCGGAUGGGGGUCAUACAACUUCCCGCGAUCGCUUGGAUUGCAUUCCCGAGACAGGGAGGACUGGAUAAGUCUCUCCACAUUAUCAGGUGCCAGGAAGGUCUAGCGCUGGGAAAGCUCCACCAAGUGCACCAAAUCUCUCGUCGGGUAAUGCACGACGAGAUAUACGCCUCUGAAGGCCGCAGACAGAUCGAUGUGCUUCUUAACUCGGGUCCCGAGUAUGGGUUAGCGCUUGGGAUAUUCUUGCAGUUCUGGAUUUCUGCUAUCAUUUGUGGGUUGGCGUUUGGAGGUUCAUUCCUGGACAUGUGGGUUGGGGGAUUCGCAGGUGCAUCUAUGCGUUUCAUGCAAUCGAGGGUGCAAGACAAGACAAAGUAUUACCUCGCAGAUCUCUGUUUGGCAACACUUAUCUCGUUCGCAGCGCGUGGGUUAUCUAGCAUCACUGUUCCAGACCAGCUAUUCUGCUACACCGCGAUCACAUACUCUGGAAUAGUUGGCAUCCUCCCUGGGUUCCUGGUGCUGACCGCCGCCCUCGAGAUUGCCUCUCGUAACAUGAUGACGGGCGGCAUCAAAGUCGUGCGCGCGCUUGCCCUCACGCUCUUUAUUGGCUUUGCGCUUCAGCUGGGCGACCAACUCUGGCGGAUAAAGGACAUCCACGCCGGGUGCUACCGCCCGGAUACCUUCCCGUGGUACCUCCGCAGCUGGCCGUGGUGGACUCAGAUUUUUGCAGUGCCAAUCUUCUCCGCGCUCGCAUCGCUCGGGAACCAGCAGCCAUGGCGUAGCUGGGACUUCCCCGUCAUGGUCGUCAUCUCGUGCGCCGCGUACGCCGCCAACUGGGCAGCUAACCAUUUCAUCCACUCCCGUCUCGAGUUCGUGGCCUUCAUCGGCGCGUUCGUGGUCGGGCUGAUCGGUUCGGUGUAUUCGAGGGUCGCGAAGCGGACGGCAUUCACGGUCAUGGUCACUGGCGUCUGUUUCCUGGUGCCGAGCGGUUUGGCGGAGACGGGAGGAAUCAGUGCGCAGGACAACGCGAUCCCGAUCGAAUAUGCGAUGAUCAGAACGGGGUUGGGAAUAGCGGUCGGUCUGCUGUUCAGCGCGAUCCUCACUUACUCCAUCGGUGGCACGAAGCAUUCUGGUACGAUGACGUUCUGA
Punctularia strigosozonata HHB-11173 SS5 is the source of this 1257-nucleotide messenger RNA. RefSeq lists its product as uncharacterized. The transcript is spliced from 3 exons. Bases 1 to 1257 code for a protein of 418 amino acids. Gene Ontology annotation, molecular function: transmembrane transporter activity. The record is from RefSeq and is a predicted model, not a curated record. Gene Ontology annotation, biological process: transmembrane transport. NCBI's taxonomy places the organism in Eukaryota, Fungi, Basidiomycota, Agaricomycetes, Corticiales, Punctulariaceae.